Suncus etruscus (white-toothed pygmy shrew) is the source of this 1155-nucleotide messenger RNA. It is a transcript of the gene DEDD, whose product is annotated as death effector domain containing. Gene Ontology annotation, molecular function: protein binding; DNA binding. NCBI's taxonomy places the organism in Eukaryota, Metazoa, Chordata, Mammalia, Eulipotyphla, Soricidae. Gene Ontology annotation, cellular component: nucleolus. The record is from RefSeq and is a predicted model, not a curated record. Bases 190 to 1146 code for a protein of 318 amino acids. The transcript has 6 exons. Gene Ontology annotation, biological process: extrinsic apoptotic signaling pathway via death domain receptors; apoptotic process; regulation of apoptotic process.
GGCAGGAGCCCGGAUGCGGGGCCGAGAGGCAGGCCCGGGCGCGGCGCGGAUGGCCGCAGCAUGGCGGCGCGGGGCCUGAGCCGAGAGAAGAGACCCGGGAAAUUGAAUUUCUUGCAGAGCAGCUCAGCGGGGCCCGCAGCUGGCCCCUGCGGGGUCUGGGCGGCGCCUCGCUGUCCCUGAGCACCCGGCAUGGCGGGCUGGAAGCGGCGGGCCAGCCAGGCGUGGCCGGAAGAGCGCGGGGAGCAGGAGCACGGGCUCUACAGCCUGCACCGCAUGUUCGACAUCGUGGGCACACACCUGACGCACAGGGACGUGCGUGUCCUCUCCUUCCUCUUCGUGGACGUCAUCGACGACCAGGAGCGGGGCCUCAUACGCAAUGGGCGGGACUUCCUGCUGGCGCUGGAGCGCCAGGGCCGCUGUGAUGAGAGCAACUUCCGGCAGGUGCUGCAGCUGCUGCGCAUCAUCACGCGCCACGACCUACUGCCCUACGUCACCCUCAAGCGAAGGCGGGCAGUAUGCCCAGACCUCGUGGAUAAGUACCUGGAGGAAACGUCCAUCCGCUAUGUGACCCCCCGAACCCUCAAUGAGCCAGAGCCGAGGCCUCCCCAGCCGUCGAAAACAGUGCCUCCCCACUACCCCGUGGUUUGCUGCUCGGCUCCCGGCCCGCAGAUGUGCCCCAAACGUCCAGCCAGGGGCAGAGCUGCCCUCGGGAGCCCACGCAAGCGUCGCAAGUCGUUGACCCCAGACCCCAAGGAGAAGCAGACGUGUGAUAUCCGGCUGCGGGUCCGCGCUGAGUACUGCCAGCAUGAGGCGGCCCUGCAAGGCAACGUCUUCUCGGACAAGCAGGAGCCACUGGAGCGCCAGUUCGAGCGCUUCAACCAGGCCAACACCAUCCUCAAGUCCCGGGACCUGGGCUCCAUCAUCUGCGACAUCAAAUUCUCUGAGCUCACCUACCUCGAUGCCUUCUGGCGCGACUACAUCAAUGGCUCCCUGCUGGAGGCCCUCAAGGGCGUCUUCAUCACAGACUCACUCAAGCAGGCAGUGGGCCAUGAGGCCAUCAAGCUGCUGGUGAAUGUGGAUGAGGAGGACUAUGAGCUGGGCCGCCAGAACCUCCUGAGGAACUUGGUGCUUCAGGCCUUGCCAUGACCUGCCCCC